CACAUUAGUAGAUUCUGUUCUCUUAAAGAUCACAAACAAACUGUAUCCAAGAAAGUCUGGAUACAAAAACCCAAAACUGCAUGGCUGCUAAUGGCGCAGGUUUGCUUCCAAGUGAGCAUGGAGGAAACAGAAUGGAUACUAGACAGUGGAUGCUCACACCACAUGACGGGAAAUCGAAACCUAUUCACCACUCUCAAAGAAGGUAAAGGUGGUAAGGUAUUUUUUGGUGACAAUAAUUCUGCCGACAUAAUAGGAAGAGGAAUAGUUGGUUCAGAUCCAUGCAUUGAAAAUGUGAUGUUAGUAAAAGGUCUUAAGCAUAAUCUGUUUUCUAUUAGUCAAAUUUGUGGCAAAGAUAAGAGGAUAAUCUUUGAACAUGAUUGUUGCUACAUCGAGUCUUUGGUGGAUAAGAAAGUGCUUUUCACCGGUAGACGUAAAAAUAAGUUAUAUGUCAUAAAUCUAGAUGAUAAAGAGAGUUUUAAGGUAACUUGUAUAAUGUCUUUAGAGAAAAAUGAUCAAAUAGAUUGGCAUAGGAAGCUUGGACAUGUGAGUAUAGGAAUUAUGUCUAAACUAAGUGAUCUUGAGCUAGUUAGAGGUCUGCCUAAGUUAAAAGGCAAAAAGGAAUUCUUUUGUGAUGCUUAUGCUAAAGGAAAGCAUACAAGGUCUAGCUUCAAGAGUAAGUCGGUAAUAUCUACAUCGAGACCACUUGAACUACUCCAUCUUGAUCUCUUUGGACCAACCAAUGUGGUAAGCUACGGAGGUAAGUCCUAUGCUUUUGUAAUUGUAGAUGACUACUCUUGUUUCACUUGGGUAAUGUUUCUAGCUAGCAAAAGUGAAGCUUUUCAAAAUUGUGAGUCUCUAACUAAGAGAUUGGAAAAUGAAAAACAAUCUAAGGUUGCUAGCAUUAGAAGUGAUCAUGGUGGAGAAUUCAUCUCAGAAGAAUUCGAACUCUUCUGCAAUAAGCUAGGGAUAAGUCACAAUUUUUCUGCUCCUCGAACUCCGCAACAAAAUGGAGUGGUGGAAAGGAAAAAUCGGACUUUGAUUGACAUAGCUCGAACAAUGUUACAUGACUAUGGUUUACCUAAGUACUUCUGGGCUGAAGCCAUAAAUACUGCAUGCUAUAUUACUAAUCGAGCUUUGAUCAGAUCUGGAAUUAAGAAGACUCCUUAUGAGAUUUGGAGAGGAAGAAAACCCAAUCUGAGUUAUUUUCAUCCCUUUGGUUGCAAGUGCUUUGCAUUAAAUACCAAAGAUAAUCUUGGGAAGUUUGAUGCCAAGUUCGAUGAAUGUGUGUUUUUAGGCUAUUCUAUGACUAGAAGAGCAUAUAGAAAAUUCAACAAAAGGACUCUCAAAGUGGAAGAGUCCAUAAAUGUGAUAUUUGAUGAAUCUGCUAAUGAGUGUUCAGAUGAGAUAGAUGAAGAUGACUUUGGACUUGGUGGGAGCUUUGAUCUACCAAGGACAUCAAACACGGAGAAAUCUGAACCCAGAACGAACAUAUCUGAAGACCAAGAUAAAGCAGUAAGUACUACAAACUCUCCGAUCGAGCAAGACCAUGAAGUAAGACAACCUCCUCCUCAUAUUUCCAAACUCCAUCCUUCUUCACUUAUGAUAGGAGGGCUUAAUGAAGGUAUGGUCACUCGCUCUAGAAAUUCAAUUGUGCAUACUGCUUUUGUGUCAUUGAUUGAACCUAAAAACGUGCAAGAUGCCUUGAAUGAUGAAAAUUGGAAUGCUGCUAUGAAUGAUGAAAUGAGUCAGUUUGAACGAGCUAAUGUGUGGGAGUUAGUACCUAGACCCCCUAAUAGAGUUAUUAUCGGGACUAAGUGGAUCUACAAGAUCAAGUCAAAUGAAAAUGGGGUAGCUACUAGAAAUAGGGCUAGGUUGGUAGCUAAAGGGUAUAAUCAAGAAGAGGGAAUUGAUUUCGAUGAAACCUUUGCUCCGGUAGCUAGAUUAGAGGCUAUUAGAAUGUUAUGUGCGUUUGCUAGCUCUAAGGGUUUCAAACUUUUUCAAAUGGACGUCAAAAGUGCCUUUCUAAAUGGGGAUUUAAAAGAGGAAGUGUAUGUGGAACAACCACCCGGUUUUGAAGACUUUAGAUACCCAAACCUUGUCUAUAAAUUAAAGAAGGCACUAUAUGGACUUAAACAAGCACCAAGAGCAUGGUAUGAAAAACUUAGUUCUUAUCUCUUAAGAGAAGGCUUUAAAAGAGGCUCAGUGGAUAAAACUCUCUUUAUAAAAAAUAAAGGACAACAUAUGCUACUAGUUCAAAUAUAUGUUGAUGACAUUAUAUUUGGAUCUUCUAGCAAAGAGUUGUGCGAGUAUUUUGAAAGUAUCAUGAAGAAAACUUUUGAAAUGAGUUCCAUGGGAGAAUUAACAUAUUUUUAGGUUUGCAAAUUAAACGGACAACUCGAGGUAUUUUCAUUAGUCAAACCAAAUACAUUCAAAAUAUGUUAAAACGUUUUGAAUUUGGGAAUUUAAAAACUGCAAAUACACCUAUGGCCUCUACAAUUAAACUAGACAAGGAUGAGUCGGGCAAGUCAGUUGACGAGAAGUUCUAUAGAGGAAUGAUUGGGUCGCUAAUGUAUCUCACUGCUAGUAGACCCGAUAUUCAAUUCAGUGUGUGUCUAUGUGCUAGAUUUCAAACUGCCCCUAAGGAAAGUCAUCUUACUGCAGUCAAGAGAAUCUUUCGUUACUUGGCUGGUACAAUGGAUCUAGGUCUGUGGUAUGAUAGUGAGUCAAGUCUUGAGUUAAUUGGUUAUAGUGACUCAGACUAUGCUGGAUGCAUAGUUGAUCGUAAAAGUACUUCCGGGACAUGUCAAUUUCUAGGAAAUUCUCUUGUGUCUUGGUUUAGUAAGAAACAAAGUUCUGUUGCUCUCUCCACCGCUGAGGCUGAAUAAGUGGCCGCAUGCCUCUGUUGUACUCAACUCCUUUGGAUGAAGCAUCAACUUUGUGACUACGGGUUAGAAAUAAAGUCCAUGCCCGUAUUGUGUGAUAAUACGAGUGCCAUUAACAUGGCAAGAAAUCCCGUGCAACAUUCUCGAACCAAGCACAUAGAAAUUAGGUAUCAUUUCAUUCGAGAAUUGAUUGAAGAAGGCCAAAUUCAGCUUGAGUUUGUGCCUACAACAAAUCAAUGGGCUGAUAUUUUUACUAAACCUCUAAGUGUUGAUCAAUUUCUAACCAUUCGUCGAGAACUUGGACUAAUCAUUUCUAGUGAGAUUAAUGAAUUAAAGUAAAAUCAUCUUGUGUUGAGAUUCCAAAAAUGAGCUAACUGCUUGAACUUAAAAUAAAUUUAAACUACUUCUCUUCGGGUAGGCUCAUCCUCUCGGCCUGGUAAUGAUCUUGUGGGCCGAAGCCCACGUACCUCCCUGUCAUGGUGGAGACGCUCACUAGGGUUUGUGGGCCUAAGUCCACUCUCAUCCCUAGCUCUCUUCUGCAAGUGCCUCUCACAAGAAACCGCGGGCCGAAGCCCAAAUCCUUCCUCUCACUCUCUUCUCCGGUCCAAGCCGCCGCUCCGACUCCGUCCUCGGGCGUGCGAUUCUGGGAAAGUAAAGGCUCCCCAAUAUUCUUCUCUGCUGUCAAGAAAUCCCGAUCGAAUUCCUUCCCUCUGUUCGAUCGACUUCUUUCCAAAACCUUCUUCUUAGAUUGCGUAUUUGCUAAUAGAGGGUACCGAAGAAUCGAAUCGCUUUCUCAUCACUGCUCCCUCAAAAUACUGAUAUGAUUUUCGUGAGCAACCGAGAUUCAAGGACUGCGAUUAACCUCAACUUUCCUUCUUCCUCUGAUGCCUAGAAUCCCUACGAAGUAGGCUUAAUCGAGCUCCAGCUGUCUUCUCCCCUCGAAUUCUGGAAAAAAAAGGAAGGGUAAAUCUCCCGUCAGCAGAUGCAGCAGAAUCAUAUCGACUGACCUUCUCAUUCCAGUCGAGCAGAUUCGAACUUCCUCUUCCUGAAAAUUUCCAUUCGUGCCUCCAAUCAGUAGGUAUAAACUCGCAAUCGGCCAUGGGAGUCUUCAUCCUAGCAUCCUCUUCAAAUUUAGCCCCUCCCAAACUCACCAUCGACAGCAACAGACCCCACGUUCUGUCGCAGCAUGGCUCCGAUCAACCCUCUCCUCAAUGCCCACCUUGCUCCUGCUGCCAUAUUUACCAAUCGAGGGUUCCGAAACUCGGAGGCCUACUCCAGGUACCUUCGGUGCUUCAGCGAUCGAGCCCUCCAUCCCUCAUUCCUCAUUCCCCCUACCUCGUUCAAUCGGUAUAGACUGAGGGUCAAUGGGUAUAUCAAUGAUCUUGGGUGGAGUUCUCUGUUCCAGAAUCGCCUCCUUGAUCAGUGCCCUGAAGCAGUGAGAAUGUUCUACUCAAGUAUGCAGUGCGGUCCUGGACGUUAUCCGUCGUACUUCACCACCACCGUCUACAAUUUCAGUGUGACGCGAUUACGGGAGUCACCACUUUCGAGGUUCUCGGUGGAGCGGCUGCCGGAUGAUCUGAGAGCGCUGCAGUUCUACAUCAGUCACGUGUUCCUCCCUCGCACUGCUGACCAGGCCGCCACUCUGGACGAAUCUGACCUCUGGAUUCUGUUUAAUGCGAAGACAAGCUGCCCGAUCAGCUAUGCCUCGCUGAUGUUUAAUCAUAUGAUUAAAUAUCAAGAAGAAGAGUGCAGCGGCAAGCUGCCUUUUGGCCUGCAAAUCACCCAUCUGUUGGCACUCUUAGGGGUCGAUCUGCGUGGGAAAAUCAUCAACCGGGAGGUUCAUUCUGAUCUGCAAGCUCAGCAUGUCCUGCGUCGCCCUCUCUCGUGGCUUGGACCGCGUAAACUUGCCAAAGUUCAAGGGGGAGACAAAGCUGCCAAUUGUGAGUCCAAAUCAGAACCAGAAGAAGACGAUAAUGAUGAGGUUAGCUGGUUAAAGGACACGACAGCAGCAUACACAGCUGCUGGAAUCUCCAGGCUUGACAAGGGAAAGGGAAUAGCAGAAUCUUCGGGAAAGCGUAAGACGACUGUGACAUUGGAGCAUAUACAGGAAGGGGUAAGGCUGGAAAAUGAAGGAAAAAGCCUCCUCCGUGACCUUACCUUGUCACUGAAGGGAAAAGAGGCCAGCUCCUCAGGCAAGAAAGUCAGCAGGGUUUUAUUCUUACCUUCGGAGGAUGAGGAAGUCGAUCCAUCUGAGUAUGCGUCGUCUCCGGAGUACACCUACUAGGACUGUGUUAGAUGCUUGAUUUAGGGGGAGAUCCAUGGAUGAAUUAAUGGUAGUUGAAUGGUUUGGGUCGAUCAUUUAGAGUAGAAGUCGGCUGUUUGCCUUUGAGUCUGUUACGUCAUUUGAGUCUUGUUUGGUUGAUUUGAGAUUAAGUCUUGCUGAGUAUUAGUGUUGAAUGUGCUUUGAUGAUUUUGUUUAUGAAUAAAAUGGAUUCCCAGUUGUCUUUUUUAUCACGUGUCAGUCAUUAGUAGUUGGACAGGCUACACCAACAGUUUGUUUAAGUGUGCAGAACCUUGAAGCAGCUUAAUAUGAACCUUGGACAAGUUUAGGGGGAGAAGCUUGGCCAUUAACAAGCUGAGGGGGAGAAUGUUAACUGCAGGAGAAGCUUGAAGGCCAAAGCAAAGAUUCAAAUCACAGCUGGAAAAGAGGUGGCUGCCCAAAAAAAGUUAAGGCAAGUUCUCGGGGCCAAAGGAAGAAAGAAUAAGAACUUACCAUACAUGAAGAUCUCAAGGAAAUUUGAAUUCCCAACAGCUACAUUGCAUCCUAUAAAAGGUGAUUUGAAGGAAGAGCAAAACAACCUUUUCAAGAGAUCAACAUAGCUAGCUAUGACAAAAGGGGAUUUUGUGAGAGUAGCAAGGUUGAUAGGAAAGGGGAUUUUCUCAAAGGGUUCGGGGAGAAUUGCUUUGAGGGUUAGUGUUGGGGAAACACUGGUUUCGAGUUGCUGGGGAAGCAAUUCGGGUUUGAGAAAAGAGUGUUAGAUCAAUCGGGUAGGGAUUGAUCAAAGGGUAGAUAGUUUGUAACGAAGAACUUCAACGCAAAAUCAUAGUGAAUCGUCGGAGAUCGCACAAUCAUGAUUCUCUAACCGUGGAGUAGUCAGUAUUGGGAUCCUCAUUCUCCCAAUACCGGAAACCACGUAAAAAAUCGUGAGCAGUGUUUGUUUUCUGUUUUUAAGUUUCCAGUCUGUGUCCUUCUGUUUGUUUUCUGUUCCAGGGUUAAGUGAGCAAGGGAGUCGGCUCUCGAGUCCUCAAGGAAGGCUGCGUACCAGGACUGAUUUGGGAACUCACUGAACCAGGGUUUGAUUUAACUGAGUUGAUUAUUGGCUGGGUUUUAUUGAAGUGUUCUUGCUGUACUUCCCCUGUUCAUCUCACGAACAGAAGGAGGAUUUAAUUUGAUCGAAAUCCUAGGAGCGGGAAGGGAAUUUUAGUGUAGUUGAUACUCUGUCGUUUUAUGCUCAUCAUCUUGAAGUGGAGUUGGGACAAGGAUUCGCUUGGGCUGGGAUUGCUUUUGGGUUCGUUCAUUUAAUCUGCCUAACCGAAAGCUACUGGGCUUAGAAGCCCAACCGAGUGAAAAGAGAGGUUUUGCAUAUAUUGUGUAGUUGGGCUUAGAAUCCUGAUCUGCUUUCAUUGCUAGGCUUAAUUGAGUGGGCUUUGAGUUUUAUUAAAGUUAAGUGUAGAUUUAAACGAGGGACUUCACUAGGGUGGUUAACUAGUGAGUAGAGUUUAGACCAAGGAUUAGCUAGCUGUCACAUUAAAUUAAAUUAAUCUUAAGUUAGUCAUUUAAAUUCAAUUGAGUAAAAUAAUAUAAUUGAGAUCAUUUGUGGUUAAGUUGUUGAUCCAUCGAUAAUGAAGUCUAUUGAUCCUAUUCUCCACCGAUGAUAAGUCCAUUAAGCACCGAUUUGGGCCAAUUUAUUUUCGGAUGGCAUUUUCGUAAUUUUUUGGGCGAAGAAAGGCAAUUUUCCAUGGAUUUUGAAGGCUACAGAUCACGGAUUCAGCCUGAGGCUAUUCUUCAACGAUGGUUAAGUCCAUUAAGUGCCGAUUUGGGCGAAUUUAUUCCGGGUCCAUUUUUGUCAGAUUCCAAAGGGGUACCAUCACAGAUUUCGGGCGAUUUUUCCGAAAUGCCAUUUUCUUUCUAUUCUGGAGGCUGUAGAUCACAGAAUCAUGUCGAGCCUAUUCUCCAUCGAUAAUGAAGUCUAUUGAUCCUA
Linum trigynum is the source of this 7144-nucleotide messenger RNA. The record is from the annotation of a GenBank genome assembly. Lineage: Eukaryota; Viridiplantae; Streptophyta; Magnoliopsida; Malpighiales; Linaceae.